AUGACCAUUUGUCAAUUCUUCCUUCAAGGCCGGUGCCGAUUUGGACACCGGUGCUGGAAUGAACAUCCUGGAGCUCCGGGCGGAGGACGGCAGCAACCGCAGCAGCAGCCCGCAGUUGGUAACAGGCGCGGAUGGAAUGCCACUAGUGAGAGAAACUCCAGUGUGAUCCAGCCAUCCAGGUUCUCCAGAUCUGCUCCAUGUGGGGGCAGCAGAGACCAAGGGAAGCAAUCAGUAGGUUCUUUCCAGGGUGGAACUAGCAGAAGCAGCAGUGAAUUAGCCUUGUCUCAGAGCUCAUUUGCGUCACUUAACUCUGAAGAACAAAAGGAUGAAAAGAAACUACUCGAAGAAAUUGUAAAAGAUAUGGAGGUUUGUGAAUCAUCAGGGCAGUGGAUGUUUUCUGUUUAUUCACCAAUGAAAGAUAAACCUAAUAUUUCAGGUUUUACAGACAUUUCCCCAGAGGAGUUGAGGCUUCAAUACCAUAACUUCUUAACCAGCAAUAACUUACAGAGUUAUCUAAAUUGUGUUCAACAGUUAGUAAAUCAGUGGAAGAACAGGGUAAAUGAGUUAAAAACUCUAAACACAUCAACUAAAGUAACCUUGCUCUCAGAUAUAAAAGGGGGAGCCUGUCAAGCAGCACCUGCAUUUGGAUUUGGCAGUGGGCAAGCACAAACAUUUGAGUCAGUAGGGUUUCCAGUGAAUAACAGCAGACGUGAUAAUGCUUGCAAUUUUAGUUUUAAACCAAGCUCUGGAUUUGUCACAGCCCCUGUGGCCCCUUCUGGAAACCAACCAAUUUUCGGGAGUCCUCCAGCUUUCGGGGCUAUACCCUCUGCCAGUUCUGCCACUACUAAUUCCACUCCAUCUUUUGGAUUUGGGAAAGCUGAAGUCAUAUCUGCUUCUUCAUUUUCAUUUAAAAGUCCUGCAGCUUCUGGUUUUGGAUCCCCCGGAGUUUCAGUAUUUCCAGCUUCCUUGGCAGCAGGCCCUGCAGGCACUCCAGCAGCCCCCGGCUUUGGAAGUGGCAGUUCUGUGUCUGGCUUUGGCAUUCCAGGCUCGCAUUCUAACACUGCUUUUUCUAAGCCAUCAAAUAACAUCUUUGGAAAUGGCAACAUAGCCACUUCUCUCUCAGCGUCAAAUAGCAACACCACCACAGAUAGUAUGUUAUUCACCCCCAAGGAUCAACUAACAGCAAAAGAACUGGAACAGUUUCAGUCGAGGAAAUUUACUCUGGGAAAAAUUCCAUUAAAGCCACCACCUGUGGAGCUUCUAAAUAUGUAG
Messenger RNA from Chrysochloris asiatica (Cape golden mole), 1272 nucleotides. RefSeq names its product nucleoporin like 2 (gene NUP42). NCBI's taxonomy places the organism in Eukaryota, Metazoa, Chordata, Mammalia, Afrosoricida, Chrysochloridae. Bases 1 to 1272 code for a protein of 423 amino acids. The record is from RefSeq and is a predicted model, not a curated record. Gene Ontology annotation, molecular function: metal ion binding; nuclear export signal receptor activity. The transcript has 7 exons. Gene Ontology annotation, cellular component: nuclear envelope.